Messenger RNA from Manihot esculenta (cassava), 612 nucleotides. RefSeq names its product phenylacetaldehyde reductase-like. Bases 1 to 480 code for a protein of 159 amino acids. The record is from RefSeq and is a predicted model, not a curated record. The transcript is spliced from 3 exons. Lineage: Eukaryota; Viridiplantae; Streptophyta; Magnoliopsida; Malpighiales; Euphorbiaceae. Gene Ontology annotation, molecular function: oxidoreductase activity, acting on the CH-OH group of donors, NAD or NADP as acceptor.
AUGGAAGAGCAACUCAUGAUGGAGAGAAGCAGAGAGAAGAUGAUGAUUAAUGAAGAAAGAAAGAUGGUGGUGUGUGUCACGGGAGCCUCUGGCUACAUAGCUUUAUGGCUGGUUAAGCUUUUACUCCAAAAGGGUCAUAUCGUAAAAGAGCAGACAAAAUAUCCAAAUACAACAUUCAGAUGGGUUGAUGUCAGAGAUGUUGCCAAUGUACACAUUUAUGCCUUUGAGAAUUCUUCAGCUUCUGGAAGAUAUUGUUUAGUUGGGUCAGUUGUACGCUCUUCUGAGACUCUGGAGAUUUUGCACAAACUUUUCCCUGAACUCAAGCUUCCUAAAGAAUGCGCAGAUGACAAGCCACACUCGACGAAAUAUCAAGUAUCCAAAAAGAAAGCGGAGAGUCUAGGCGUCAAGUUUACUCCUCUCGACGUAAGUUUGAAGGACACUGUUGAAAGCUUGAAGGAGAAGAACUUAGUUAGCUUUUGACUUGGAUUAUUUUACAUGCUAGUUAGAAACCUGCAACUUAUUUUAUUUAGUCAUUGUUGCUGGCCACAGUUGAGGCCUUCAUGUUUAGGAAGUAAGCACCAGGGGUGAUGUAUGCAGCUGGAAAAAAUAUUA